AUGAUUCGAUCUCUAGCUGCGCUUGCGGGCGCCCUGGUCUUACAGGCGACUUCACCAGUCUUCGCCAAGCCUAUGCUUCUGGAGUCUGCGAGGAUUCUCGAAAGAACGGAACAAGUCAAGGACUCAUACGACUAUGUCAUCGUUGGAGCAGGGACAGCGGGGUUGACAGUUGCCGACAGGCUGAGUGAAGACGGACAAUACUCUGUACUGGUCAUCGAGUAUUGCCACCUGAUAUCGGAUGAGGUUAUCGAAGCUGGCCGCGGCCGAAACUUCAAUGACCCCGGGAUUCAAUACAAUAUCAGCUCCGUUCCCCAGCCGGAGAUGAACAACAGAACACAAUUCGUCUGGAUAGGCUGCUGUGUGGGCGGUAGCUCCGCCAUCAACGGCAUGGUCAUGGUACGAGGGACCAAGAUUGAGUAUGAUGGCUGGGCGGAAUUAGGAGGGCCCGAUUCGACGUGGAACUGGGACGGCAUCCUGCCCUACUUCAAGAAGGCCGUUCAUUUCACGCCCCCUGAUGAGGAGCUCGCCGAUGUCUUCAACAUCACAUGGGACCCGACUGCUUGGGGCAUGGAGGAGAGCACCAAGAUCUUCGCUUCGUUCCCCGAGUAUCAGAACCCGACAUUGAUCCCUACAUACCAAGCGGUGAAGAAGAUGCCGAGGAUGGACGUACCUCUCGAUGGCGCAGGAGGCGACAACGGGCUCUUCUGGUUCCCAUCCUCAAUCGACCCGAAAACGUACCGAAGAUCGUACUCAAGAACCGGCCACUACGACAGCAUUGAAAGACCAAAUUUCGAGGUCAUCACUCGCCACAAAGUCCGGAAAAUUGUCUUCGAUGGAACCACGGCAACUGGGGUAGAGUUCUUUUCCCGCGAUGGUGACGGGCAGUCCAUUACCGUCAAAGCGAACAAGGAGGUCAUUAUCGCCGCCGGCGCGGUACACACUCCACAAGUCCUCCAACUGAGUGGUAUCGGACCGAAGGCCCUUCUCGAAGAAGCUCGGAUCCCGGUCCUGCUUGACAUUCCCGGCGUGGGCCAGAACUUCCAAGACCAUGCGUACCUCAGCGUGGGAUACGAAUGGGGCAACGGCAGUCCCAAAGGACCGGAAGUCCCUGCGAACGGCGACCCAUGGAGUGUCGCUGCCCCGAACCUGGGCGCCUGGAUCGGCCUGCCGACAAUGACUGAGAACUUCGAGGACAUCGCGGCACGAUAUGAGGCGCAGGAUCCGGCCGAGUUCUUGCCGGAGAACACCCACCCGACCGUGAUCGCUGGCUAUGCCGAGUUCCAAAAGCUACACGCCAAGUUGCUCCGAAGCAAGAACACCAACAUGAUGUGGCUUCCGCUGAUGGGCGGCGCUGGCGGUAUCGUCAUGAGCAUGCACGUCGUCAGCCACGGCACCAUCAACAUCGAUCCCGCAAAUCCGGAAGCCGAGCCGAUCGUGGACUACCGCGCGCUGAGCAACCCGACGGAUAUGGAUAUCAUGGUUGAGGUCAUCGAGUUCAUGCGCAAGUACAUGGCGAGCCCGGACUUUAAGCAGUACGAGCCGAGGGAGACGUCACCGGGGAAGAACGUGACGGGUGAAGCGCUGAGGAGCUGGAUUCGGGAGCAGUAUAUACCGACAAACUUUCAUCCGAUCGCGACGGCGGCGAAGAAGCCUCUGGAGAUGGGAGGCGUCGUCGGAGAAGAUCUGGUGGUGCACGGAACGCGGAAGCUCAGUGUCGUUGACGGGAGCAUCAUGCCAUUGCUGCCCGGAGCGAAUACGCAGCAGACGGUGUAUAUGCUGGCCGAGAAGGCGGUUGAUUUGAUCAAGGCUAGGCAAUGA
Messenger RNA from Colletotrichum karsti, 1818 nucleotides. RefSeq names its product Oxidoreductase. Gene Ontology annotation, molecular function: flavin adenine dinucleotide binding; oxidoreductase activity, acting on CH-OH group of donors. The record is from RefSeq and is a predicted model, not a curated record. Gene Ontology annotation, biological process: secondary metabolite biosynthetic process. The transcript is spliced from 6 exons. NCBI's taxonomy places the organism in Eukaryota, Fungi, Ascomycota, Sordariomycetes, Glomerellales, Glomerellaceae. The coding region runs from base 1 to 1818 and encodes 605 amino acids.